Messenger RNA from Pecten maximus, 7213 nucleotides. RefSeq names its product SR-related and CTD-associated factor 4-like. Gene Ontology annotation, cellular component: nucleus. The transcript has 17 exons. The coding region runs from base 135 to 4265 and encodes 1376 amino acids. Lineage: Eukaryota; Metazoa; Mollusca; Bivalvia; Pectinida; Pectinidae. Gene Ontology annotation, molecular function: RNA binding. The record is from RefSeq and is a predicted model, not a curated record.
GAAAUUAUGGGUUGGCGUGUGACCGCCAUAUUGAACACCACGCCAGCGUAAUGACUGCGUAAGAUCAGUAAAAAACACACGUUUUUAUCCGACAGAAACAGUUUACUACGUGCUGAUUCAAGAAUAUCGGAAAGAUGGAGGCAGUAAGAGCCUUCAACAAUGAGCUCUCUUCAUUGUAUGAGACCCGGCCACCAAUAUCUCGGGCAAAAAUGGCCAAUGUUACUAAAGGUGCAAUAAAGGCCAUCAAGUUCUACAAGCAUGUUGUGCAGAGUGUGGAAAAAUUUAUUCAAAAGUGUAAGCCAGAGUACAAAGUUCCAGGGCUUUACGUGAUAGAUUCUAUAGUUCGACAAUCUCGUCACCAGUUUGGAUCAGAUAAAGAUGUAUUUGCACCAAGGUUUACAAAAAAUGUAGUUGCUACGUUCCAAAAUUUACUGAAGUGUCCCAAUGAGGAAAAGAGUAAAGUUAUCAGAGUAUUAAACUUGUGGCAGAAAAAUGGUGUUUUUCAAAGUGAGAUUGUACAACCCUUACUGGAUCUAGCUGUUGACUCUAAUGACAUGAAUCUUGUGGCCGCAGCUCAAAGAGCUGUGGACAAUUUGUCAGCGAAUAAAGCUGGACCCAGUGCAGCUCCUCAAGCAGUACCACCCCAGCCCAAUACUGCUGAGGGAAGUGGUGAGGGUAUGGAAAUGUCUUCACAGAAUGACAUGCUCAACACCGUCACCCAGCUACUUCAGCAGACCCAAACGGUAGGGUAUGACUCGGGAACCACAAGUCUCAGUGCCCAGCAGCAGCAGUUACAACAACUUCAGCUACUGCAGCAACAGUUAAUACAGCAGACACAGUUAAUGCAACAGGCCCCUUCUCAACAGGGAUCAUCUCAUGCUAUUGACAGCAAUCUUCUCUCCCACAUACAGACUCUCACAAACCAGCUUCUCAACAAGACUGAUAAGUCCACAGAAGGAGGAUUCAAUAAGAAAUUAUUAGAUUUCGACUACGGUGAAAGUGAUGAUGAAGAUGAGCAUGGGAUGCCAGGUGGAGGAGGGGGUGGUGGAGUGCCAAAUCUUUUAAACGAUCCAGCUUUCUUACAACAAAUACAACAGAUGUCUCAAACAAUCCAGAAGACAGAGCAAAUACAAAAUGAACUGAGCAUGCAGAAACUAUUACAGCAACAAGCUGAAUUUGACCAGCAAAUUAGACAGCCUCAAAUGUCACAGAUCCCCUCCCUUAUGCCCCCUGAACCACACCCUCCCCCUCCUAUGCAGCCUGGGUACCCAAUGAUGCCUGACCAUCAGCCUCCAUCGGAUGAUUAUCAGGAUAUUGAUGAGCGAACUCAGGAGCCCAUGGAAGAAGAACGUCACAGAGAGGAUAGAGAUCGGGACCGUAAACACCGUAGAUCAAAGCAAUCUUCAAGAGAUCGAUCUCGCUCUAGAACACCUAAAAGAAGAAGACGCACAAGAUCUCGUUCUAGAGACAGGCGGAGACGGUCAAGGUCACGAGAUAGGCAUCGCAGGUCAAGGUCCCGUGACAGGGAAAGGGAGAAACAGAGGGAACGCGAAAGAGAAAGGAGAAAGAAAGGUUUACCAGCAAUCAAAGAGGAAUGUCUUAGCAUCUGUACCACAACGCUCUUCAUUGGACAUUUGGCAAAAAGCACAUCAGAAGAAGAGUUACGGGAGGAACUUGACAAAUAUGGAACCGUGGAAACACUUCAUAUUAUACCUCCAAGAGGAUGUGCAUUUGUGUGUAUGUCAAGGAGGAAAGAUGCUAACAAAGCAUUAGACAGAUUGAAGGGAUACAAGCUCAAUGGAUCUGAUUUGAGGGUUGCUUGGGCUCCAGGCAUAGGUGUAAAGGAGUCGGAAUUUCGGGAUAAAUGGGAUGUUGAUGCAGGGACCACAUACAUUCCCUGGAGCAAACUGCCAGAUGAUCUCAGUAACUUAAUAGAGGGUGGAAUCAUUGAUGAAGAAACUUUACCAGAGCACCUCAAAGGCUCUCUUAUUGGGAGAGAAAAGCCAGAUAUUGUUGAGGAACAGACUCAACAGGCUCCCCCACCUCAUCCACCUUUACCCAACAACCAGGGACCACCACCUAUGGGACUACCAGGACCCCCCACCAGUGGGCCUCCAGGAGGCCAAUUCCCACCGCCUGUUCCAGGUAUGUUGCCCCCUACCUCUGUCAUGCAACACAUGGGAGUGAUGCAGCACAUGAUGGUACAGGGUGGACUUCCUGGACAAAUGCCAGCAAUGCCACCACAAAUGACAAUGGCAGGCAUGCCCCCUCAAUUACAGUCAAGUCAGGGCAUACCCUCAGUACCUGGCAUGAUACCCCUCCCAAGUGGGAUGCCGACAGUCAGACCUCAGAUUGGUCAAAUAUCCUCUGCAGGAGGCUUAACACAGAUCACAUCAUCUGCAGGAAUACCUCCCUCCUCUGUGGGUAGUUUGUUCACUAGCACAGGUGGGCUUCCCCAUGUGUCUGAAGCUGCCAUCAAUGCUGCUCUGCGCCCGGGAUUUCCUGCUGGGGCAGGAUUCCCUCAACGCUUUGGAAUCAAUCUGCCACCAGGACAAGGCUUUAGGAUGCCUCUCUUCAAUCCAACACAGGGUGUUAUCCAACAACCUCAACUACAGCCUAAGCCAUCUCUGUUGGGUAUAAGACCACCAUUUAAUGUGAAUCCUGCCGAUAAAAAAGAAGAAAAACCGUCUCUACUCGGUCGCCCUCCUGGUGACUGGCAGCAACAGUCUAAACCUCAGCCACCACCAGAUUUCUCAGAUGAUCUAGACACUGAUGAUCGUGAUAUUAGAGAAAAUGCUGGUAGUGGUUCCCAGUCAAAACAAGAAUUUGGUGGUAUGCCACCAUUUGGAUCUCAGGGAGUGCCGGCAGCUACAUCACAAGACAAUAUGAAUCAAUCUGGCCAUCCCCCAGGGGCAGGUAGAGGUAUGGGACCAGGUCUUGGGCACCCACCUAAUGUUGGUAUGGCUCCCCCUAAUUUUCGGGGACCUAGACCAUUAAUGGACAUGAAUGGACCCAUGGGCCCUGGCAUGGGUCCAAGAAUGGGAGGACCACCAGAUGGAUCAAACAGGUUCAUGAGUCCAAGGGGACCAAUGCCAGGCAACAUGGGACCCAGAGGAUACCAGGGAGGUCCUCCAGGGCCUGGUGGACCUGGAGGACCCAGAGCAGGUUUCAUUGGCAACAGGCCAGGGAUGCCUUUUCAAAGGUUCCCUGGUAAUUUUCAACCAAGACCUGGUUUUAGAGGACCUCCUGGUGAUAUGAUGAGACCUAGGUUUGAUAUGGGAGGCAGAAUGAAUGCCCAUGAUGGGGAAUUACGUAAUGAUGAAGAGGAGGACAAUUUCCGUAAGGAAGAAAAAUUUGAUAGAGGACACCCUCCUUUUGGUAAAGAGGAAAGUGGUCCCCCAGGAAAGAAUUGGGGAGACAAUGAUGACAAAGAGGAUGACUUUCAAGAUGGUGGUGGAUUUAGAAGGGACUUCAAUAGAAGGGAUAGAGGAGGACGAGGUGGAAGACGAGGAAGGGGUAGAGAUAGUUUUGGCGGUAGAGAUGAUAGACGGGGAGAUUUUGAUAGAAGAGACAGACGUGAUGACAGGUAUAACAGAGAUGACCGGGGAAGGAGUGACUGGGGAAACCGUGAUAGAGGGGGAAGGGAUAGACGUGACAGAGACCAGGAUGGUCCUAGCUUCAGGGAUAGGGGACGUGACAGGGAUGAAGAGCAGGAGAAUGUGGGAUUCAGAGACAGGGGUAGGGAAAGGGACAAUGAACAAGAAGGUCCUGGGUUCAGAGAUAGGGGACGUGAUCGUGACAGUGAGCAAGAGGGAGGUUUUGGCAGAGAUCGAGGUAGGGAUAGGAGGGAACGCGACAACCGUGAUCAGGAACGUGACAGGGGAGCAAGGAGAGCAAGUAGAUGGAGUGAUGUGACAGAUGUUGAACUUCAAGAAAGUACACCCACUUUAACGGGAGUGUUACCCGAUAAACGUGUUGAAGAGGGUGAGGUAGGAGGUACAAAGGAUGAAGAGGUGAGUGCACCUCAGGAGGAAGGGGAGGUAACAAGUGCCCCUGCUCCACUCCCACCUGCUGUAAUUAAUGAACCAGACAGUGUAGUUACUAAAGUGAAUGGUCCAGAACUUGAAAAGGAGGCCGAACAUGCUCCUCCUUCAGAAAAUAUAGUGCCGGUAGUUAAACCAGUGACAAAUGGAGAAAGUGAACCCAAACCUGAGGUACCUCCUACACGAGACCCAGAAUCAUUAGAGGAGGGCGAGAUAGAAUGAAAUUAAUGAUCAUAUUAGGCUAAUAUUUUUUGUUUCUUUGUAUUGUGCAUCUUUUAAAAGUUUGCUCUGUUCAUCAGUUGAAAAGACAGAUGAAGUAAUGAAUGUGAUAGGACACGAGUCGUUUUCAUGAAUUUGAAUCAUCCUUCAUCCUCGUUGGUAUACAUUUGUAUGAUUAAAAACAGAACUAAGAAUGAAAAUAUCGUUUGCCUGUUGAUAUUUUAUGAAUCUGUUUAUAUUUUAUAGGCUUUAAACUGCUUAUAACCAGAAAUAGCUACAUUUUAUUUCUCUGUUACUACACCCGACAUCCGUGAUGUAUAAUAAAAUAAAUUAUAUGUAUAUAAAGGUAGGAGCGGCAAUUCAAAGUUGCAUCCUUGUGUUCAUUUUUUUAGAUCAUGUGAAAUUUAAUAAUUGUAAAUAUAUGGUUUUAAUGCUGUGUCUAGCCCUUUGAAUGCAAGAGACAGGAAGUAAGAAUGUUGUAUGAGUGUCUUAGGAAACGAGUUGUACUGAAAUUUGUUUCCUGGUAUAACAUACUAUCUUUGUUGUAUACUGAAUAUACCAUGUGUGGUUAGAAAUGUUGCCAAUAUCUCUUUGAAAGUAGAUGUACCAGCAAUGGAUUAAGUAUCAAUUUCCAGUUAUUCUGUAUAUUUUAUUUUAAUAUUGGUAUUUUUAUAUACCUGUCAAAUUUCAAUGUAUUAUGCAAUACUGACUGCCUGUCAGUCGACAAUUUGACAAGUUUUUUUUAAAGUUUUUCUUCAAAGACCUGCAGUUAAUUCAAAACGGUGUUUCAUUAUUGAUUCCUUAAAGGGAACUUCAUGUAGGUUUAAUUUGUUAGAAUCUUUUAAUUUUUUUUUUUACUAAUUUUGGACAUGUUUUUACUUUUCGAUUACAGCAAAAUUUUCAGAGGAAGUAUUUUUAAGAUAUUUCAAUAUGUAUGUACCAAUAGUUACAAUGAAAAGUACUGUACUGAAAAGGCUCAAAAGGGCCUGUUUAGCACAAUGUUAAACUGCUUACGAAGUACACUGUUGCAUCCAUUUGUGGUGCUACUGUUAUAUGGUUUUCAAAAUUUCAAAUCCAGUAGGACAUAUAGUAUAAGCUGUAGUCUUAUUUCAACACUUCUCAUUGAAAACAUUCCGCUAAAUUAUGCUAAAUGCAGACACAUAUUGUUUCUAAGGAAAUUAUUGUGACUGUUAAAUUCAUUAUUGUGUUAAUUUAUUCAAAUUCUGGUAUAUGCUAAAAUUUGAGUUUGCCAAAAUAAAUACUGGUACAUUUAAAUGCACAGUACUUGGUUUUGCCACUUUCCAUUUAUUGUAAAUUUGUAGUCUUCGUAUUUUGAGUUUGCUUGUACAUGUAUUAAUACUCUUCACAAAAUUCACAAAUGUUCAGAAAGGAAUAUACAUGCAUAUGUAAUGGUUAGUUCAAUACAAUUCAAUUUUAUUCAACUUUAGGCCUUACAGCCCAUCAGUUAAGUUAAAACAAAACGACCAAAUUGUAGAACAUAAUACCGUAAGUUUGUUUGGGUGGGUUAUUUACUUUCUAUUUUUAAUUACUGUACUAUUGGUACAUCAUUCAUACCAUCUUUGGUAUAUAUUGUAUGCCAUUAAUGAUUCUAUUUAUGCUAGUGAAACAUGAUGAAUGAGUCUUGUUGGUGGAAACAGAGAUGUCUUCUCAAAAAGAAGAAAUCUCCAAUAAACUUAUGAAAUGUGAGAUGUGUUGAAUUCUGUUUUAAGGAUAUAUAUGUAUGGUUCCGAAUAUUGGCUAAGGAGAUGUUAUUAGAAAUUAUACAUUAUAUUACAAAUCAUCAUCUAUGGAGGGAAGUAAGUAUAUAUCUGGUAUUUCAACUGCAAUAAAAUGAGGAACUCCUAUAGAAAUGCUUUUCAGUUGGAUCAUUGCAAAUAAAAAGGAUGGAAGGGUAAAAUCAAGGAAUGCUCCAGUGGAGUAAUGUAGGACAGCAACUUAAUUCUUUUUAUAUCCUUUUUAUUUAGCAACUUCGGUGCCUAGAAAUCAGUUUCUUGAUGUCUUUUAAGACAAACAUCAAGUAAGCAUAAAGGACGAUGGGAUGAAUCUUAAUUUGUACUGAAAACAAUUGAAGAAACGGGCAUUGUAUCGGAAUUGGUCUUCAAACCAUUGAAAGUGACUGAUGGUUCCUACAAAACUUUUGAAUACUAACCUAAUAAGUCCAAUUUUGUAAUAAAGGAAUCUUUAUAUUGUCAUUCUAUUCUAAUUGAAGAAAUAUACAAAAAUAUCUCCAUCCUGGGAAGUCUGCAGCAACUAACAUAGGUCACGGAAGGUAAGUGGAUAUGUUUUGCCGUGAUGAAAAUAGGUUUCAGCACUACCAAUAGAAUUUACCAAAAUUGAUGCAAAUGUUAAUUGUCUAACCUUAAACUGGGUUUCAUUGAAAAUCAAAGUCUUCGGUUAGUCGAAUCAUUUUGCAGACAUUGACCUGGUGAAUCUUUAAAUGAUUUUUUUUUCAGUAUCCUGUGUUGUGUCUCGAGUUAAUCUUGAUCUAGUAUAUUGUAAUUUACUAAGUAAUUUGGGAAUCCUGUGCAAUCAGUACAUUAAAAAAAUUUAAGCAACAAUCUUGUGCUCACGUUAAAUCCGACUGCAACAAAAAUGUUAAUUAUGGACUUGGAAGGCCAGAGCAUGGUUCCAGAGCCAUGCUUAUUUACCCUACUAGGUCCUGCUAAAUUAGAACAAUACAAACAUCUUUAUUUUGUAUUUAUUUCAGUUUAAUAAUUUGUUAAACAGGACAACCUAUGUAUGGACUAUUUAGGUUUUCCUCGCUUGAAGAACUAUUGCUCUAUCGUGUUGCUUAUUCCACAGGAUCGAUACAAGUUGACAAAAAUCACAUCCAAUUCUGUUUCUGAUUAGAUACAUUUUAAUUCCAUAACUUUGCAGAUAAACACUAAUUUGUAUCAAGAUUUGUGCAAAUAAAAGGAAGUUGUGUCAAA